AUGUUCCCAGAGAAGCGGACAGACAGAGUUUACUGGCUACAGGAUACAUCCCUGGCAAGGGUAAUAGGACGUUGUCUACUUCUCGGGUCAUCCCGGCGGGAAGAGCUCGAGCGAUGGCGCGUUUCCGGGGGCAUAGAUCUGGCACGAUGCGUGGAGAAUGUCAUGCGACAGGCCGAAAACCACAUCCGCGAAGGCCAGGAGGUAACCGUCGAGGAGAUUGAUGAUGCCUUGAACAGAGUUGCAUCUCGGUGCAGAUUUUCCGGGCCCCGUGUGCGUAGACAACGGGCUGCGGUUGAUGUAGAUGAGACGCUGUCUCCUCUAUACCGACGAUUGAGUAGUAGAGAUGCAAAAUGGCUGACUCGCAUGAUACUCAAGAACUAUUCUCCUGUGACUUUACCGCGGAAUCUAACGCUGAAGAGCUUUCAUUUUUUGCUUCCGCAUUUUCUGCUUUUUCAGGAUGAUUUUGAGGCGACGCUGAAUAUGCUGGUGUCGGAGCCUAUUAGUCACUUUCCACCACAUCCAGAGCCAGGGCUGGCUAGGGACUUGGGGAUGAUAGCUAUGCAACAUUUGAGUCCAGUGGUUGGCAUUAAGAUCGGGCGACCGGACUACUACAAGGCUCGGAGUAUCAAGCACUGCUGUCAGAUGAUUGGUCGCCGUCGGAUGAGUAUAGAGAGGAAGUACGAUGGUGAAUACUGUCAAAUACACGUUGAUCUCUCGAAGCCUUCUAGGUCUAUUCAGAUAUUCUCGAAAAGUGGUAAGGAUUCUACUGCAGAUAGGUCAGGGGUCCAUCACGUUGUCAGAGAUUCCUUGAGAAUAGGAAGGCCGGGGUGCAAAUUCUCUCGUCGGUGUAUUCUGGAAGGUGAGCUACUUGUUUGGAGCGAUCGACAUGGCAAAAUUAUGGAUUUCCAUAAGCUACGCAAGUUUAUCGCCCGUUCUGGCACUUUCAUUGGGACGGAGAAUGAUUCCCCGCCACAACCUUAUGAGCAUUUGAUGAUUGUGUUUUUCGAUAUCCUCCUCCUUGACGACGACGUUUGCUUGAAAAAACCACACCGAGAGCGACGAUUACUAUUGAAAGACGUAGUACAUGUAAUCGAAGGCCGCGCAGACAUCUCCGAACAACGAAUCAUAGACUUCUCCCGGUCUGGGAGUCAGUCGCACCUAGAAAAUAUCUUCGCCAAGGGCGUCGCUCAGCGAUGGGAAGGGUUUGUCUUAAAAGGCUGCGAAGACCCCUACUUCACCAUCUUUCCCAGCCAAGCAAAUGGCUCCAUGGGCCGCUGGAUUAAGCUUAAGAAAGACUACAUCCCAGGUCUAGGUGAUACGGUAGACCUUGCGAUCAUCGGCGGAAAAUAUGAUUCUCGAGACGCCGGUGGCUUAAAGCAGAUCCAAAGGUUAUUAUGGACACAUUUCUUCAUUGGAUGUCUUCUCAAUAAAGAGGAUGUUUUGCAGUCCAGAUCUAAGCCUAAAUUUCGGGUGGUCGAUGUGAUCAAUCGUCAUUGCAUGAGCCCGAAGAACAUGCAGAUCCUCAAUCAGUUUGGGGAGUACACUGCCUGCGGCAUUGAUUCAGGGCAUGGGUUCGAUAUAGAGUACGGGACGGGCAACAUCCCCGGCUUGGGUGUUGUUUUCAGGACUCCUUUUGUUGUCGAGAUGCUAGGUAGCGGGUUUGAGAAACCAUCAGGCUCCAGAUAUUAUACGCUUCGCUUCCCGAGAAUCAUGAAGAUUCAUUGGGAUAGAUCGUUUGAGGAUGCAGCAUCGUUUUCAGAGCUACAGCUUCUGGCUGACGAUGCCCGGGCAGUCCCCUCAGAAGAGCUGGCGCAAGAAGAAACUGAAUGGAAUAAACGUCUUAAGCUGGGGAACGGCUCGUCGGAGUAUAUAGUCGAUCGAUCCCAGAGCUUGACUAGCUCUUCAGGAGUGACCCAGAGUCCAGUGAAACUCCGUGAAAAUAUGUAG
Aspergillus oryzae RIB40 is the source of this 1947-nucleotide messenger RNA. RefSeq lists its product as uncharacterized. Gene Ontology annotation, molecular function: DNA ligase (ATP) activity; DNA binding; ATP binding. The record is from RefSeq and is a predicted model, not a curated record. Lineage: Eukaryota; Fungi; Ascomycota; Eurotiomycetes; Eurotiales; Aspergillaceae. The coding region runs from base 1 to 1947 and encodes 648 amino acids. Gene Ontology annotation, cellular component: DNA ligase IV complex. The transcript is spliced from 3 exons. Gene Ontology annotation, biological process: nucleotide-excision repair, DNA gap filling; double-strand break repair via nonhomologous end joining; DNA recombination.